Messenger RNA from Catharus ustulatus (Swainson's thrush), 2431 nucleotides. Its product is annotated as dynein axonemal assembly factor 8-like. The transcript is spliced from 12 exons. Bases 403 to 1473 code for a protein of 356 amino acids. The record is from RefSeq and is a predicted model, not a curated record. Lineage: Eukaryota; Metazoa; Chordata; Aves; Passeriformes; Turdidae.
GCACAGAGGGCACAGAGGACACAGAGGACACAGCAUCCCCCCUGCAGCUGCUGGAGCAGACCCAGCCCUUUGCUUCCACGGGGCUCCGUACGCCGAGGCCACGCUGCACAGCCUGGGAGGAAGCCUCAGCGCGGUGCCAGAGCCCCGUCACAUCCCUCUGGAUUUUCUGUGCCACCGAGUUUAUGCUGCUGAGCCUGGGAUGGAGCAAGUGGUGAUGCUCACAGUGGUGGGGAUGCAGGCUCUGAAGAGUGCUGGAGAGCUCCUCCAGCACAUCCUGCUGCCUGGCCUCAGGGAUCAGUCUUGGAGUGCAGACACAGAACACCGCCCUGCUGUGAAAUACCUGCCACCACCUGGCAGGAGCUCCAGGACUGAAGGGAAGACCACAGUGGGUGAGAGCUGGAGAUGCCGAGCAGAAUCCCUGUUUUCCUACCUGCAAGCAGGGGCUCAGGUUCUGUGCACGGUGCUGCUGCUCAAACCCGGCGUGUGGAGCCGGGGGCUGCCCGGCAUCCUCCGCAAUCUGCACCUGGCCCAGUUCUGCGUGGUGGGAUGAAACAUCUGGAUCUGGACGCGGCCGCCGCCUCGGUGCUCCUGCCCCCGCAGGUGCAGCAGGAUCCAGCUGCUGCAGAAACUCACUGUACCUACCUUACCUCGGGCACUGCCCUCGUGCUGUGCCUGCAGAGGCCCAAUGCUGUGAAGAAGCUGAUGGAUCUCCUGGGACCAGAGGAUCCUCAGCUGGCCCAAGCACUGGAUCCACGCCUCUGGAGGGCUCAGUAUGGCACCAGCACAGUCCAGAAUGGAUUUUAUGGCUCCAGCUCCUAUGCAAUGGCUGUGCGGGAUGUGAAGCUGUUUUUCCCAGAAGGGCUGUGCUGUGCCCAAUGUCAGACAGGGCAGGAGCAAGAGAUCCAUAACCUGACACAUGACCCCAUCCUCAGCCUGGGAAUCAGGAAGCAGCGCAAGAUCCUAACCCGUGACCCAGGGAGACAUCCCAGUGUCCUGGGCUCUGAGCAGCCAGGCAGUCCUGGUCAGGCAUUGCUGGAGCAGCUCUGCCAAACCACCUGCCUGGUGCUGCCCAGGAUAAUCCUGCAGGGUUCGGAGCCCCCCCCGUACGUGCAGCUGCUGGAGGAGCUUGUGGCCAGCGGCUCUGUGGUGACUGGAGCUCGCCUGGCCGUGCUGGACUCACCUCAGGCUCUCUGCAUCUCCCAGAUGCUCAGCAGGGCCAAGGGCAGUGUUGCAGCAAAGUGCUCCCUGUUGAAGGAUGGCUUGUGCCUGGUGCUGGCAGCACAGUGGGACAGCGCUGUCACCUCCCCGGGCUCCCUGCUGGACAGUGCCUGCUGGCAGAACCAGUCGGUCCUGGACACUGCAGAGCAUCUCCUUUAUCCCCAAAAUGAGCAUCAGGCCCGGGAGCUGAUCUGCUGCCUUUUUGACUCCCUGACAUCAGAGAGCAUCCACAGAAUUGAAUCCCAGGACUGCUAGCAGAGAUGAGCAAGGCCCCCAGGCAUCCUUGGAUGUGGAGAUGGAUGCACAUCUCAGCUCUAAGAGCACUGUUUGUUUGGAAUUAAACACAGAGUCUGAAGUGUGGCAUUAGCAUGGGUCAGAGAAAUGAGAGUGCUGGAGGAAGGCUCAGCACCCCAAAACAAACCCCUCUGAACUGUGGUUGUGCUUCCCAGUGGAGUCCAUCCAGAGACAAGCUGUGUGUCCGUGGAGCAAGGCUUGGAGCACUCCUCUGGCUGGGAAAACCUCAGGAAGCAAAUCCAGGGGCAGUUGUUCACUGCUGUGUCUCAGUGCCUGGGGACUCCAUCUCCCCCAGGCCUCAAAGACUUCAUGGAGAGACUCUGCUCGCUGCUGCUCCUGUGUUCUUUGAACCAAAGACAAACCCACAGCAAAUGAAAUGGAAAUAGUCAGAGGGAAAGCUGGAUCCCUGGAGGUUCAGUACACCAGGCUGAGCCAUUCAAUAAGAUUAAGAGCUGGACAGCUCAAUGUUCACCUGCCUCUGCUCCAGCCCCCCUGUCAUGGACUGUGCCAGCCACAUCCUGCUCCCUCCCAUGGGCACACGGCCCUGCCUCCUCUUCCUCCUCCCUCAGCAGCUGCUGAUCCUAUGAUCCUUCCUAGGAGCCUGGAGGAUGGUGAUAAUACAAAGAUUCUCAGUUUUCCUGGGACCCACUGGGGUCUUUUUCUUUUAGGAAGGACUCUCCUCGGCCCAGGAAGCCUCCAGUUCCCACCCGCCCUGCUAAGGCAAAGACUUAGACUUAGACUCUGCCCUGGUGCAGCCUCACCUCAGGUCUGGGGCAGUUGUGGGUACCACCAUAUCAGGAGGAUCUAAAGCUGUUGGAGAGUGUCCAAAGGAGGGACAUGGGCAUGGGGAAGGGUCUGAGGAACAGCUGAGGGCACUUGGAUUGUUCAGCUGGAGAAGGAGACUGAGAGCAGAGCUCAG